Messenger RNA from Epinephelus fuscoguttatus (brown-marbled grouper), 4937 nucleotides. It is a transcript of the gene sncgb, whose product is annotated as synuclein, gamma b (breast cancer-specific protein 1). The transcript has 6 exons. Gene Ontology annotation, biological process: synaptic vesicle endocytosis; synapse organization; chemical synaptic transmission. Gene Ontology annotation, cellular component: axon terminus; neuronal cell body; cytoplasm. Gene Ontology annotation, molecular function: cuprous ion binding. NCBI's taxonomy places the organism in Eukaryota, Metazoa, Chordata, Actinopteri, Perciformes, Serranidae. The record is from RefSeq and is a predicted model, not a curated record. The coding region runs from base 275 to 634 and encodes 119 amino acids.
CUCCUCCUCCUCUCUCCAUCUUGUGCAUACCGGCUGUUUCCUCCCCCCCUGUCUCUCAGUCUGCGUGCUGUAGCCCUGCUGUGCAGUUCUCUCAGCCCUCUGUUGUAGCACCAAAAGGGAGGAGGAGCCACCAGCGCACACGCGCAUACUCACACAAGACACACACACUCUCACAUCAUCUCUUCUGCACGCUCACUGUAAGCACCAGCAAGCCAGCCAGCCAGCCAGCCAGGCCCAUUUGGAGCAGGGGAGCCCAGCCGUCUCAUCGCCCAAGAUGGAUGUACUGAUGAAGGGGUUCUCCAUGGCCAAGGAGGGGGUGGUGGCCGCCGCAGAGAAGACCAAAGCCGGCAUGGAGGAGGCAGCAGCCAAAACCAAGGAAGGGGUGAUGUAUGUAGGCAGUAAGACAAAGGAGGGAGUUGUGUCAUCAGUAAACACAGUGGCCAACAGGACUGUGGACCAGGCCAACAUCGUUGGAGACACAGCGGUUGCUGGGGCCAAUGAAGUGUCACAGGCAACAGUGGAAGGGGUCGAGAAUGUCGCCGCAUCAACCGGGCUGGUCAGCCAGGAGGAGCCUGUAUACGAGGGAGAAUAUGGGGGAAUGGAGCAGGGUGGGGAAGGAGGAGAGGGUUACUAGUCGUCUUCAGGACCUUCCUUCCCGUGCUCUCCAGCGGUCCCUCGCUACCCUUGCCUCGCUGUACCAGACUCCAGAUGUUCAACAUAUUUUUUUGUGACUUUACAGAACCAAAAUCAACUGAAACAGACUCUUCCGGAUGCCGCACCUCAGCCCCUAUCUCCCCCUCUGCCUCGUCACUCCGUGAUGCCCCCAUUUACCCCCACCCUCCCAGCAGCAGCAUCCCGCUGCCACCUGUCCUCACCCUGUCUCCUCCCCUCUGAUUUUCUGCAGCCUGUAGCUUUUCCUCCACUGCCCGUCUCCACCUCACCUGUGUGUUAGUGUCGUCCUGAUAUGAACCCUGUUGUUGUUACAGCCCCCCCUCCCCUCGCCAACCACCCUCGCCUACCAACCGAUAGGGAAAUCUCACAAACACACACGUACACACAAACAAAAGAUACACACCUUCACUUAACACACACAUUAAACACACACACACACACACAUACAGUACACCGCAAAUGCCAGCACAGCCACACACACCGGGCAACCGUUGGGAAUUUUUUGGGUAUGUAAAUACAGUAAAAUACAGUAAAGCCUCUGCAUUCCUUAACAAUAACAGUAAGUCACUGAGUGACUGAGGCAGGGUAUGAGAGGGUGUGUGAUCUGCUGUUUGUGUGCCUGUGUGUCCAUGUUAGCUUAUCUACGUGUGUGUGUGUGUGUGUGUGUGUGUGUGCAUGUGUAGCUGCUGGCGUAUAAAAUAAAUCUCCAGAGGCUUGUGCAGGGAAUGGUGCAUCAAGGACAGAUAUCCUUCUGUUACGUGUGCAGUAGUUAGUUAGUUAGCUACAGUAGACUGCAUGCACAGAUGUGUAGAAUGACUUGUCUCGUGUUGUAACUGUAGAGUAGCAGCUAUUCUGUGUAGCUUUGUAUGGCUUUGUGUGCGUUUGGCCUCGAUAUUAGAAACAGGGUUAUUAACCAGGAAGCAAUACACAACGCUCAUUUCUCUCAGCUGUUAGAGCGGAAACUUUGAAUUGUGUUCUUGUGAUGCAUGAGAAAACGAGCAAGUUGGUGUUUAGUUUCAGAUUUUCACACAAUUUCUCUGUAACGUUCAAUAUUUGUGGCUAAAUAAGCAAAGCCGAAGCGAGACGACAAGCAGAUUUUGGUUCUUUAAGGGCACAGUCACACAUGAGUGAAAUUUACCCCCGUUUACUUCCAUUCAAAGCGAGCGAAGGGGAAAAUAAAAUAUACGCUUCCGGUGGAAAAACAGAUUUACAUCUGCGCAUCACCUGGAGUUCAGCUUUGAACUUUGACCUGCAAAGGAGCAGGGUGAAGUCGGGUAAAAUGGGACAAAUAUGGUUUUACAUGUCUGGCUCUUUAAAUAUUAGCAGCAAGUCGACAAACACGUUAUUGCAUUGUUACUAAAAAGGUGCUGUACAUAAAACAAUCAUUUUUAUUGGUCUGAGAUAACGAGGGUGGGCAGAGCAAAGAUUUUUUAAAAAGAGGAAAAGGAAAGGAAAGCCAUCUGUAAUGUUGGUUUUGGUAAUAGGAGUACUGCAGCUAAAAGAAGGUGUAAUGCCAAAAAUGGCUGAAGGAUGUUGCAUUUUUAUUAUCAUUAUAUUUUCACAAUACACUUAAGUUUCUAUGGGAAAGUUUUGUGUGAGUAAUGCACUCAGCUAAAAUGUGACAUUUCUCUGAAGUGAAACCAGCAUGUUUUUAGGCUACCAGGUGCCAUAAAAUCAUAACUUAUGCUUUUGUGUGCCCCCUGUAAUAUUGCAGACAUGUUUAGUGCCAUUGUGAAGCGGGAUUUAUACUUAUGCGUCAGACCCUACGCUGCAGCCUGCGCACGUGACCUAUACCGUUGUGAGCAUUUAUACUUGUGCGGUGGUGUGUCUGUGUCACUCUGCAGUUACACCUUUAAAGAACUAGCUGGCGGUGGAGGUUUCUGUGAAGUGCUGUAAAGUUUAGUUAAUUCAAAACACACAUUAAACACACAUUAAACAUGGUUUAAUAGAGACAAUGUCAAACACAAGUACACAAAUCAGCUUCACUAUAACUCGCAGCAUUCACAGACAAACACUUGUCUUUAUCUGGACACAUUUUCCCCACAAAUACAACAUGCUAAUGUUAUUAGCAUAAGCCUAUGGCAUUUUACAUUGUAUAAAUUAGCCUAGCGACCAGCAAACUUUCCCUCCUCUCAACUGAAACCAGGGACAACAGCAACAUUUAACAAAGGUAACGGUACAAAAUUCGGCUCCAUUACAACUCACAAGGUUCACUGACAAAACAACUGUCUUAUACUGAACACGUUUUCCAAACAAAUACAACAUGCUAACAUUAUUAGCACAAGUCUAUGGCAUUUUACAUUGUAUAAAUUAGCCUAGCGACUAGCUGAGAUUUCCUCUGCUCAUAUGAAGCCAGGAUAAAUCACACACAAGACACACCAACGUCGCUGCGACGUGUAGUUACAUUUCCGGGGAGGUGCUUGUCAGGCGAUGGCGUAGGCUCUAUAUUGAUGUAGAGCCUACGCCGUAGCUACUGCGUCGAUUUAACCCAGAAGUGUAAAUUCCACCUGACUCAGAAUUAUUAAAGGUGAUGCAGUGAGUCCAGUGCAAGGAAACAGGCAGCGAGAAAACAGGGAAAGCAUGACGCAAAAGUUGGAAGUUUGGUAACAUUAAAGAUUUCAUAAAUGUAUGAUAUCACUACUAAAUGAAUUUAACCAUUUAAAAAAAACAAACCUGACUCUCCCAUUUUACCUGAACAUGUCAUCAGAGUGACGUAGGGUUUGUUGAAGUGUUUGAAGGUCCAAAAUUUCCAAAGUGUUUCACUUGGCGACAUAUUAUCUUUAUAGAAAUACAGCAGAGAGCCAUAACAAGUCCUCAAGGUAACAGUCAAAGUAGUCUUUUGAGUUUUAGGUGGCGAUCUACCAAGAAGUGACCUGACGUGAAGGAGAAACUGAUUGUUACUGCAUGCAACCAGUUGAUAUUGCAUGACAUUGGCCAUGAAAAUUAUAAACUGCCCCACAUGAGAGAUGCUAACGGGAGACAGACGUGGAACUCAAGAUAAUGGUAAAUGCAGCAAUAACAUCAUAAUUUGCGGUGUUUAUUAGCAUCAGGCACCGCCCACAUCCAGCACGAAUAUCGCCCUGGCCAUUUUCUCAUGUGUGACGGUGCCUUAACUCCGACUGGUUCAUGGAAAUCCCUGACAUCUCCUUUUUCACCAGUGUUGCUCAAACUUCGGAGAAGAAUGUACGCGUUAUUAAGAAGCUGAUUAACAUCUUCAACCUCUCCAGUGGUUACAAACUGAAUAUCAAGGGGAAUGCGCUUCAAAAGCUGCCCUGUACAAUUAUAAUAACUCAAUGUGAUGACCAUAAAAAAACAAACAUCUUGUCUUUGAAUAUUUCCCUCAAUGUGAACAUCAAAAAGAUUCAAGGAAGAGUUCAAACAGGCUGGUAGAGAAUAUAUGUCAGAUUUUUUUCAGAUUUAAAGCUACUCAAGGGGAAAUUAAAAGGGAAACUAGGUGUAAGGGGUUAAUUCAAGGAAGAAAUGUGAGCAGCUGAUACCGGUCACCUCUUGUUAUCGUGUAGUUGCUUUUUAGUCUUUGUGAAAGCGGUUUGCAUGCCAUCAGGAGAAACAAGUCUGUGAUGAAAAACAUUGUGAGGAAUCAGUCCGCUCGGAGAGCAGAAUGAGAGCUCGGGUUUUUGUCGUGGAUCAGCUUUAUGUGUAGUUCUGUGUACAGCUUGAAUUCUGGGAUGUGUAGUUUUUAGGGCAGUUUUUUAUUUCACACUAACUAGUCAGAACCCUGGCUGUUCUGAAGCUCCCGUCCAUCAACUCUCUCAGCCAGUCAGAGGACUCUCUUCACCUCUCAGUCAGUGUGAUGCCACCUUUGACUGUUCGUCUGCCCGGCAACAGUGUGUGUGUGUGUGUGUGUGUGUGUGUGUACUGUAUGUGUGUGUGUGUGUGUGUGUGUGUGUAUGUGUGUAUAUUUAUGUGUGUGUUAAUAUAGAACCGGUUCAGCCAGCAAAGUGUGUGUGUGUUUGUGUCUGGAGCAGGUUUGUGUGUUUUUACUUUGAGGCCAAUGGAAACUGAUGACUGCAUGUUGCCUUAUCAAGCAAUCUGACAUUCACACACAUACACACACACACAUAGACCACACACGACACCUCACCUGUACCAACACACGGCACACUCUCAACAACACACAAUCACUAAUCCCACCUCAAAUAUACAAACACAAAUCACACACACACCAUGUUUAAGUUGGCAUCAAAGCAGACUCGCUGAUUUUAUAAACAGUACCAGUGAAAUUAAAAAGGUUUUGUUGAAAUCCA